Messenger RNA from Pteropus alecto (black flying fox), 948 nucleotides. RefSeq names its product trefoil factor 1 (gene TFF1). The record is from RefSeq and is a predicted model, not a curated record. The transcript has 5 exons. Gene Ontology annotation, biological process: maintenance of gastrointestinal epithelium. Bases 365 to 715 code for a protein of 116 amino acids. Lineage: Eukaryota; Metazoa; Chordata; Mammalia; Chiroptera; Pteropodidae.
UCUUUCCUGUCUCUUUUUUCCUGUUCGAGCCUCUCCGAUUUUUCCUUUUUUAAAAAAGCUGCUGCACACAAUGCCUCGAAAGUGACCUUUGUCUGUUUCCUUCUGCCCACGUGUGAGGCAGACGCCAGGGCCACAGCCGGUGGCGAUGCGGAGUUGGAGUCUGCGUAGCUUCAGCUUCACUCAGCACCUCCCGCUUUUUUUCCAAAUUGUGGCACCAUGUGCACCCCGUUUCUGAGAGGUCCCAUUCGGGUCUGAGAAGUGAGCGCUGGUUCUCCAUCGUCCUGAGCACCACCAGGGUCGGUGGCCUCGCCUUCUCUGGCACAGCAGGAGGGCCUGGCGAUACGGUUGGGGCCUGGACUCGGCCAUGACUGAGGAGACUCCCACGGAUAACAGCGGGACGUUCCGAAUCCCCACCCGGCCACCGAGCCUCCCUGGGAGCCGAGAGGACAAGGUCACGGCCGCCAUGGAGCACAAGGCGAUCUGCGUUGUGGUUCUGGCCCUGUCACUGGCCCUCAGCACCCUGGUUCAGGGCCAGGCCGAGACGUGCGAGGUCACCCCCACCGAAAGGAAGAACUGCGGCUUUCCCGGCAUCACGGCCCGGGCGUGUCACGACAAAGGCUGCUGCUUCAACAGCGCCACCCGCGGGGUCCCGUGGUGCUUCUACCCCGCCAGCAGAAAGGCUCCCGAAGACGAUCCGGACGAGUGCGAGUUUUAGAUGUCCUCCCGCUGGGGGUCUCGACUCGGAAUGGCCCUGCCCCCCACCCCGUCACCGUCACCGUCACCGGCCAGACAUCGUGGGGACCUUCUGCGUCUGUGCCUCAGCUCACUACUGCAUGGAUCGAUCGCUCUGAUAUUCAUGCUUGAAAUUGGGCUAAAAAUGAAGAGAUGAAUUUCCCUCUGCACCCGCAGUUCCUUAUAAAAAUAGAAACGAUUUUCCUUUCUUUCAAA